Enhydra lutris kenyoni (northern sea otter) is the source of this 1116-nucleotide messenger RNA. RefSeq names its product mitochondrial ribosomal protein L28 (gene MRPL28). Gene Ontology annotation, molecular function: structural constituent of ribosome. The transcript has 6 exons. The record is from RefSeq and is a predicted model, not a curated record. NCBI's taxonomy places the organism in Eukaryota, Metazoa, Chordata, Mammalia, Carnivora, Mustelidae. The coding region runs from base 38 to 808 and encodes 256 amino acids. Gene Ontology annotation, cellular component: mitochondrial large ribosomal subunit.
GGAACUCGGAGAGGCAGGCUGGGCUCUAGGCUGCGCGAUGCCCCUGCACAAGUUCCCGGUCGGCCUGUGGAAGCGGCUCCGGCUGCGGGAGGGGAUCUGCUCCCGGCUACCGCAGCACUACCUGCGCUCCUUGGAGGAGGUGCGAACACCCACUCCUGUGCACUACAGGCCCCACGGGGUUAAGUUCAAGAUCAACCCCAAGAAUGGGCAGCGGGAGCGUGUGGAGGAUGUACCCAUUCCCAUCUACUACCCCCCAGAAUCCCAGCUGGGGCUCUGGGGCGGGGAGGGCUGGAUCUCCGGCUACAGAUAUGUCAACAACGACAAGCUCUCAAAGCGGGUGAAGAAGGUGUGGAAGCCACAGCUGUUUCAGCGUGAGCUGUACAGCGAGAUCCUGGACAGGAAGUUCACCGUGACCGUGACACGGCGGACCCUGGACCUCAUCGAUGAGGCCUACGGGUUUGACUUCUACAUCCUCAAGACUUCCAAGGAGGACCUGUGCUCCAAGUUUGGGAUGGACCUGAAGCGGGGGAUGCUGCUGCGGCUGGCACGACAGGACCCGCAGCUGCACCCGGAGGACCCCAAGAAGAGGGCCGCCAUCUACGACAAGUACAAGGAGUUUGUCAUCCCAGAGGCGGAAGCCGAGUGGGUUGGCCUGACGCUGGAUGAGGCCGUGGAGAAGCAGAGGCUCCUGGAGGAGAAGGCCCCGACUCCUCUGUUCAAGGUCUACGUGGAGGAGCUGAUUGAGCGGCUGCGGCAGCAGGCUCUGGCUGAGCCGGCGGUCGUGCAGAAGAAAGCCAGCAGGACAUGAGCGACUCGGACCCAUGCCGGAUAGCCGUGCUCACCGCCUCGCCUGCCGCGCAGCACUGUGGACCCAAGAGCCUGGGGUGGUGCGGAGGGCCACGCGUGGGUAGUGGAUGAACCCGUUCUCUGAUGACCCAGCAGCUUGCAGGGUUGGGCAGGUUUUGUGGAGGCCCCAGGAAGUCUUGUCCCAGGGUCCCCAGAGGUCUGGGGCCAUCUUGCUGCCUCUGCAGUCCCCCUCCCCCCUCAAGUGGGGGCCUAGCUGACGUGGGGUCACCACACUUUGGGGGCAGCACAAGUAAAGUCUGAACUAGGCUA